Mycena citricolor is the source of this 786-nucleotide messenger RNA. NCBI's taxonomy places the organism in Eukaryota, Fungi, Basidiomycota, Agaricomycetes, Agaricales, Mycenaceae. The record is from the annotation of a GenBank genome assembly.
GUCGCUCUUUCUCUUCGUACCACCACCCAGUCCAUUUGACACCCAGAGAACAUGAGCGACAUCGAGAAGGGCACCCACACGGACGGCGGCCACCAAUACGCCCCCGCACCCCGCCCGACGACCAUCGCCAACCCGGGCGCCCUCGGUCUCUUCUCCUUCGCCUCGACGACGUUCAUCCUCAGCUUCUACAACGUCUCCGUCGAUGGGAUCGCGACCCCUAAUGUGGUCGUUGGAAUGGCGCUGUUCUGCGGCGGCCUUGCCCAGCUGCUGGCAGGGAUGUGGGAGUUCCCUCGCGGGAAUGCCUUCGGAGGCACCGCCUUCACCUCGUAUGGCGCGUUCUGGCUGUCCUUCGGGACGAUCUUCAUCCCCGGCAGCGGCAUCCUUUCCUCCUACGGCACCAACACCAGCGAGCUCGAGAAAGCGCUCGGCAUCUACCUCUUCUCGUGGUUCAUCGUCACCUUCCUAUUCCUGUGCGUCCCUUUUUCCCGGCUAAUUUUUCUUCCCCCCGUUUGUCCGGCGGGGUAACCCCACAUAUUUUUGUCAUGGUUGGGGGUGAGAGUCUCUUGCCCCAUCUGCCUAGUCUGUGAGAGCCGGCGCUCCCGUUCCUUGGCGGGCGCUCCGUCUCACGGCUGGCGCGGUGGCACUACGUGAAACUGAUGCGCGCCGACCGGGCCGGCCGCUCAGUGAUCGUUACAGUUUCGCAUAUUCUUGCCAAUCGGAUGACACGGAGCUGACGCGGACAUCUUUCUUCGUUUCUUUUCAGGAUCGUCGCGCUGCGCAAGUCGG